AUGGGGGCCGAAGGUAAUAAUCCAACCCGUCAGGUGCAGCGGGUGCACGACGCCAGCUUAGGCAGUCGGUACAGCCCAGACAUCUUUGCAGCUUUGCACUUCUCGAAACCCCAGUGGAGCCCCCUCUUGCAGCAACAGCAGCAGCUGCUGCUGCACGCUGAACGUCCCCUGCCCGAGGUGUUCUGUAGCCGGCGUUGGCUGGGCAACAAGGACCUUUGCUGGCAGCAGCAGCAAAUCAAUCACCUGCUGCUGGAGGAGCGCAUGCAGCUGCUGAAGGACAGUCAACUCAUGAAUAACUCUCUCCUUGCUGCGUACACCUACGAGCAAUGCGCCCAGCGCCACCUAACGCCUCUGGCAAUACUAACAACUUCUGGAGCUGAACAAGCACCAAACGCGAGAGAAAACCACCCAGGUCCAGCAGCAGCUGAAGAGACAGGUCGGACGAAAGAAGCACCUCUAGCAUCCGAAGCGCUUGCGGCAACAACACCAGCAGCAGUGCCUGCUGCUGCCAACGAGCAGCUUCCAGAUGUUCUACAUUCUACUGCAGACUGCAGCAAAGCCACCACCUGCUGUAUCGACAUCAAAGAGUGCAGCAGCAACAGCGGCAGCAGAAACAGCUGCAGCAGGGGUAGCAGUACCAGCAACAACGCAGUGCAUCUGAUUUAUCAAAGACGAGCGCGGUUGUUUGCUCGGAAUGAGAUUUUGACCGCACAGGAGGUGUAUGCAGCAGUGAGGUGCAUAACUGACCCUGAAUACCCGUAUACCCUCGAAGAACUGAUGGUGGUGCUUCCAGAGUACGUCAAAGUGCCGUGCUCCUGCUACAGCAACGACAGCAGCAGCGACAGCGGCUCGGCCAAUGCCAAAGGCAGGAGCAGCUACUCCUGCAUGCAGCACCAACAGCUACAGCAGCAGCUGCAGAUGCAGCACUGGAGAAGGAUGCGAGGCUUGCGUGUGGAUAUUAACUUCCGCCCGACAAUACCUCAUUGCUCUGAAGUGAAAGGUUUCGCUCUGUUUCUUGCUGCUGCUGUUGCUGCUUCUACUGCUGCCUGCACACCUUAA
Messenger RNA from Eimeria acervulina, 1059 nucleotides. RefSeq lists its product as hypothetical. Lineage: Eukaryota; Apicomplexa; Conoidasida; Eucoccidiorida; Eimeriidae. Bases 1 to 1059 code for a protein of 352 amino acids. The record is from RefSeq and is a predicted model, not a curated record. The transcript is spliced from 2 exons.